CAAGUUAGUCCCCCUUACCCGACCCGGUCUAGCACAUUCACAAACAAGCGCAAGUCUGUCUACUGUUCCUUCUUGGGGCUCGUGAUGGCGCUUAUCCGACCUGAUUGAUUAAGACAGCACGACAGAAGGCUCUCAUCCCAUCGCUGGCUUGCAUUCGCUCAUCGACUUACUUACCCACAGUGUAAUACCCAUACUGCGUGACCAGCAGCAUUAGAGCCAGAUCGAGUCCAGCCAGAAACAGACAGGUCUGACACACACAUGCCAAACAACACGGACGGCACCUGACGGCACCUGGCUGCGCCCAUAUUCUUAGAAUGACUCCCAUCUAUGUACCUGUAUGUCCGCCGCGUAAGUGUGGAACCUCUGGACAGUGUUGCGUGCCGAUGUGAUGGGGCUCCACUCGUACUUGGCGAUGCGCGAAUGCACCUCCUCCAAGCUUGCUGCAGGGACAUCAACCAAGCAUAUAUUCCACACACAUGCGCAAGUAUUCUUUCUCCCCUCUCGCUGCUCGCGGCUCACUUGCAGCAAAGAAGAAAAACAGACCCAAUGCCAGACCCUGCUCACGAAUCAAUAUCACACCAAACGAGGGAGGGAAGAUUGUAUGCAGUCAGUCGUGUUGCCUGCAGCAUCAUCCCUCCCCUUCCGGCAGCUGACUGACCGACCUUAGUUAACAGCUGGAAAAUGAAGCCCAGUGUGUAGGACAUGACGUCCACCCGGCCCCUCACAGACGCACUCUCGUCAUCCUGUCCAACCUCAACACCUCCACCAAACGACCACAACCGCCCAUCUCUCUCGUGAGAUCCAUCGCCCUCCGCCUCCCCAUCUCUGUACUGCCGCCGCCUGUCCUCUUCACGAGACCUCCCGUGCGCCUGUCGCGCCCUCAGCCGGUUCCAUGAUAGACGACCCCAUCGCAUAAUGCGUCUCGCGUACAUCCGUGGGGAGCAGCCGCAUGUCCGGCGCACGAACGCCGCCCAGGGCGAUGUGGGAGAGCUCGGUGCCCGCUGCUGCUGGCUCAGGAAGCCGGUGAAAGGCCGGGCUGACUGGGUCUGCGGGGCCACCCUGUUGCCCAUCGGCCACAAGCGGCGCCACCCCUCUGAAGUCCUCGACCGCCCAUUGGUCAAUGCGGUGGUCGACAGAGGCGACGUCACGCUGGCCGACGCAGAGGGGGUGUUGGUGUGCGUGGGCGAGGACACAAUGGUCAUCCUGUGAUGCGGCCGGUCGCCCGGCUCUCUGCUCUCCUCAAUAUCGUGGUGCUGCCAGUGUCUUGGUGAGACGGGUGGGAUGGAUAUCGACACAGACGAGGGCGGCACACGAGUGCUUGGCGCGGGAGGGGGCAGCAGGGGCGGGGGUGUGAUGGUCGGGGGAGCUGGAGGGGGCGGCGAAGGGCCUGCCUGUGACAGCUUUUGCCGUUGCCGCACGGCUGUUUGUUUCAUCAUUCUCUUGAUAUACUUGUAAGCGUCCCACAAGAAGAGGCCCAAAUCGAUGGCCAACGCCACACCCUGACCGAUCAAUCAACGCACGCACCCCACUCUCGGCCACCGUCUGACUAACUGACAAUGUGGUACACGCUGGUCGAUUGACUGACCGCCAGUGUAGCGAGUUGCGAUGCCUUCAUGUGUUGGAGGAACUCCAGCUCGUAUGGGCGGGACGGCAGAAAACGCGAAUGCUUCAGCCCCUCAGCGACACUGCCACACACACACGCGCGAACAUCCAACAAUGAACCGACACUAAACGCUUGUGUAUGCGUGUCAGUUUGUGUGUGUCUGGGACUCACCUGAUCCCAAGUGCCAGCAGCGUGCUGGAAAGCGCCACAGCGAGGGCAUGAACAGCAACAGAAAAAAUACUCACGGGGGCAGCUACCAACAUCAG
Molecule: messenger RNA, 1869 nt
Organism: Vitrella brassicaformis
Lineage: Eukaryota; Vitrellaceae
Source: the annotation of a GenBank genome assembly